AUGGAUCGGACAGCGGCAGAAGCAAGAGACCUCUCUGCAAGGCUCAAACACCUCGAUGGAGCGGCUCACGUCUUGGCCCUUGCCUCCCCGGAAACCUCGUCUUUUCUGGAAUCCCAAUACAGCCACCUCCUGGCAGAGAACGACCUUAAUCCGCCAGAGUCCCGGACGAGGGAGGUCUGCGGUGCUUGUGGCACCAUUCUCAUUCCCGGGAUUUUAUGCACGGUAACGCAGGAGCAGGCCCGGCCGCGCAAGCCCAAGGAGAAAGGCAGCAAGGUUCAGAAGCCCGAGCCAUCGGAGGCUGGCAAAUGCUACAAGAUGAAAACCUAUUCAUGCCUUCGCUGCUCGAGCAAAACACGGCUGCAGGUUCCAUCGAGCAAGACACGCAUGGGCGCGCGGAAGCCGGCGAAGGCUACAGCGGUGGCGAUGCCGCCCCUGACAACGGCAGCAUGCACACAGACUCAAGCUGUGGAAUCGGGUGCUGCAGUCCCAGCUGUGGCGCCGGCGAGCCCUGCGCCUGCGGCAGCCAAUGUCAGCAGUAAGAAAAGAGCGAAAGCGCGAAAAGGAGGCCUCCAGGCACUGCUUGCCAACAGCAAGAAGGAGACAAAACCGGCCAAUGGCUUUGGCCUUGAUCUGAUGGAUCUCAUGCGCAGCGACUGA
Messenger RNA from Diplodia corticola, 657 nucleotides. Its product is annotated as rnase p rpr2 rpp21 snm1 subunit domain-containing protein. Gene Ontology annotation, biological process: tRNA processing. Gene Ontology annotation, cellular component: nucleolar ribonuclease P complex. NCBI's taxonomy places the organism in Eukaryota, Fungi, Ascomycota, Dothideomycetes, Botryosphaeriales, Botryosphaeriaceae. Bases 1 to 657 code for a protein of 218 amino acids. The transcript has a single exon. The record is from RefSeq and is a predicted model, not a curated record.